AAUAUGCCAAUANAGUUUUUCAGCAUCUCUGUUCAUUGUAACGGCCGUCCGGCGUCAAGAGGCUACUGUUUCGGUUAUGCAAAAAGACUUGACGAAUCCAGAUGCAAGCGUAAGAACUGCGGCAAUCCGGCGGUUUCAUGCGCUCUGGCGGAAUCGUUUCCACGUUUGGUUGAAAAUGGAGGAUGGAGCUCAAAUGAACUUUAAAGUUCCUCCGCCAGGUAUUGACUUCACUUUACCAUCUCCGCCAAUCGGUCAGAGUCAAUCGGCAGUCGUCGAUCCACCGUGGAUGCCGCAUGUCAAAACAAAAGUUGAAGAACUCUCCUUGAAGGAAGAGGAACAAGCCACGAGCCAAACCAUCAUGACAAUGACUCGAACGCGAAGAAAGCAAAAACAAGAAAUGGUGAGAAGAGCCGUAAGGGAAGCGGAAGAACGGCAAUCUGCCCUCAGACAAAAAUUCCCCCUAAGAGCCACUGCUAUUAUUCAUCAAGCGGCCUACGAGCCGGCUUUAUUCCAUCAUCAACUCACCUCUCAACAAAUUACCAGUGACGCGUCAGGAGAAGGCAAGUUCCAAAAUGAUUUUCGCCACUCUAAACUAUCAUGCAUAUAUCAGGGUGAGAUGCACACAUCGUCUUCUCGUCAGCAAAUGCCUGUUGCUCAGCCACUGUUCCCGUCAUCCAUUCUGAGUGUAGUACCAACCAUCAUUGAAAUGUUAGACGAUGUACAAGUGGACAGUAAUGGAAUAUCAGGUCACUUUCUUUGUUCAUGUUCUAUCUCACGAUGUGAUCUCCUCAAGCGAUCAAACGCAUUCAAAGCGCAUAUUCCGUGCUCUGCCGUUUAUAUCGUAUCGUUCGGAUUUUUGAAAAAAAAUAAUUCUAAUGAUUUUAGCGUCUGA
This is a messenger RNA of Anisakis simplex (herring worm), 892 nucleotides long. The record is from the annotation of a GenBank genome assembly. NCBI's taxonomy places the organism in Eukaryota, Metazoa, Nematoda, Chromadorea, Rhabditida, Anisakidae.